Messenger RNA from Lactuca sativa (garden lettuce), 1021 nucleotides. RefSeq lists its product as uncharacterized. NCBI's taxonomy places the organism in Eukaryota, Viridiplantae, Streptophyta, Magnoliopsida, Asterales, Asteraceae. Gene Ontology annotation, biological process: endoplasmic reticulum to Golgi vesicle-mediated transport; intracellular protein transport. Gene Ontology annotation, cellular component: endoplasmic reticulum; endoplasmic reticulum membrane. The record is from RefSeq and is a predicted model, not a curated record.
UUUUUUUUAUUAAAUUCCUUUCAAUUUUUCAAGAAAUCCGAAAGAACUCCCUUUGGAAAUGGAAUCUCAACCUUGACCAAAAGCGCGUCCCAUUUUUUGAUCACACCUCUCUAGUUGAUCAGGAAUGCCGGAGGUUGAUGAACCCUAGUUCGAACUCAAGAACACAUUGUCGUGGGCUAUCGAUCGGUUUAGGGUUUUUCGACACUCGUGUAGUUCUUAACAAUUGUAGAAUGAUUUAUCUGUUAUUCACCGUUUUAUUCGCCGAAAUGAUUAUCAUUCUGUUACUUCUGUUCAAAACCCCACUCCGAGAGCCCCUAGUUGCCGGUUUAGACGGAUUCAAACAAGGAAAAGCUCAAUUGGCUGUGACAUCUGUCGGUGCCACCGUGUUCGUAGUAAUGAUGUACAAUAUCUACACCGUAGUGGAAAUCCGUAGCUGCUCCGCCGAUGCCGUCGAUUCCCCCAAUCGCGUCAUUCUCGCCUUCCGUAUCCUUGAAGCUUCUCUCAUGGGCGUUUCACUGUUCCUGUUGGUGAUGAUAGAAAGCCUACAACAGUUCAUUAAACCCGUUGUUAUACUUACAGAGACCAUAACAGCUUCAAGGAAACAAAACCAGGCCUGUGAAGACACCAACAAAAAGAAUGCACAUUUAGCCAAAUCUAUAAAAGAUGAGAUUUCUAGGUUGAAGACAGGAAUCACAAAACUGGAAUUGGAAUGUGAUAAAAGGGAAAAAGAUGUGCAGUCCAGAAAAGCCAAUUCCAGUACCCUAAAAAGCCAAUUAGUAGGGCUUCAUGUAGAAUACGAUCACUUGCUAACAGAGAACAAAGAUCUUAAAGAUCAACUACACGACAUAAAUGAAAGAUUGUCCCAUUCCACUAGUAAAAAGAUGUCGUUUUUUAGUUGGGAUCAAUGGGGAUUGUGAUAUAUGUUUGUGUAAGAACUUGCCACUUGUAUAAAGAUUUCCCCAACUUUUUUACAAUCGUUGAUUAUUCAUCUAAAAACUAUGAAAGCAGGUUCUUUGAUGUA